This is a messenger RNA of Schistocerca piceifrons (Central American locust), 3059 nucleotides long. RefSeq names its product polyribonucleotide nucleotidyltransferase 1, mitochondrial (gene PNPase). The record is from RefSeq and is a predicted model, not a curated record. Gene Ontology annotation, cellular component: cytosol; mitochondrion. The transcript is spliced from 9 exons. Gene Ontology annotation, biological process: mitochondrial mRNA catabolic process; mitochondrial RNA 3'-end processing. Gene Ontology annotation, molecular function: polyribonucleotide nucleotidyltransferase activity; 3'-5'-RNA exonuclease activity; RNA binding. Lineage: Eukaryota; Metazoa; Arthropoda; Insecta; Orthoptera; Acrididae. The coding region runs from base 52 to 2355 and encodes 767 amino acids.
UAACAUGUGUGUUUAUUGUUUACAAUUUUGCUGUCUGGGUGGUGGGCAGUGAUGGCUACAUGUUGGUGGGGAUAUGUGAGAGGCGUGCGGAAUUUGUACGAAUUCGUUACCACAGAACAGAAGUACAUAUUAUCACAAAAUGUGAAAUACUUUUCCGAGAAAGCUAAUGCACGUAUUCCAGAGAUUGAAGCUCAGUUUUCAAAUGGGCGCAAGAUUGUUCUGUCAACAGGACAGUAUGCGAGAUUAACCGACGGAUGCGCGCUAUCUCAGUUGGGCGACACUUCAGUUUUGGUAACAGCAGUAAGCAAAUCGAAAGCAACGUCUACGAAUUUUGUACCUCUAACCGUCGAUUACAGACAGAAGGCUGCAGCCGCUGGACGAAUCCCCACAAAUUUCAUGCGGAGAGAAUUGGGACCAACUGAGAGGGAAAUUUUGACUGGUCGCCUCAUUGAUAGAUCUCUGAGACCUCUCUUUCCAGAGGGUUUUUCGUAUGAAACUCAGAUUGUGUGCAAUCUUCUGGCUGUUGAUGGUGUUAAUGACCCAGACAUAGCAAGCAUUAAUGGUGCCUCAGCAGCACUCUGCCUUUCGGACAUACCAUGGAAUGGGCCCGUUGGUGCCGUUAGAAUUGGGUUGGUGGACAACGAGUUGAUUGUUAAUCCUACUCGCCGUGAACUGGCCAUGAGCACAUUAAACCUAGUACUGACAGCUGCGAGGCACAAUCUUGUAGUGAUGAUGGAGGCAGCAGCGGAUAACAUUUUGCAGCAAGAUUUACUGAAAGCCAUAAAAAUGGGUGUUCGUGAAUGCCAGGCUGUAAUUCAAGGAAUUUUGCAAUUGCAGAAGCACUAUGGAAAGGCAAAACGAGAUUUUACCCCUCCAGGAGAUCACCCAGAUGAUAUUGUCGAAGCUGUAAGAAGUUGCAGUGAAAUGCGAUUGAGAGAAAUAUUUAGAGAUUAUACCCAUGACAAGAUAUCACGCGAUACUGCUGUAAGUGAUGUACGGACUGAUGUCGCUGAGAAAAUGAGAACAACGUAUGGUGAAACUGUUGACUUGGUGGUAGUGAAUGACUGCUUCAGUAGGAUUUGCAAAGACAUCUUCCGAACAAUGGUCUUUGAGGAAAAUGUAAGAUGUGAUGGUCGUACAUUGGAGGAACUACGGCCGAUGUCAUGCCAGGUGGGAAUGUACCGGCCGCUCCAUGGCUCAGCUGUCUUCCAAAGAGGUCAAACUCAGGUCUUCUGCACAGUUGCUUUGGACUCUCCUGAUUCUGCUCUGCGAAUGGAUCCAAUUACUACACUUACCAGUGGAUUGAAGGAGAAGAACUUUUUCCUUCAUUAUGAAUUUCCUCCGUAUGCAACAAAAGAAGUUGGACGUACUGGUGGUGUUGGCCGAAGAGAAAUUGGACACGGUGCUCUUGCAGAGAAGGGUUUACGACCUGUAGUGCCUACAGGCUUCCCAUUCUCUAUCAGAUUAAGUGCUGAAGUACUGGAAUCAAAUGGAUCCUCUUCAAUGGCAUCAGUGUGUGCAGGAAGCCUGGCUUUAAUGGAUGCUGGUGUGAAUAUUAGUGCACCAGCCGCUGGUGUGGCCAUUGGUCUGUUUAGUAGAUACCCCAAGAAUGAUACAAAGCACAUGGAGGAUUACCGUAUCCUUACAGAUAUACUGGGCAUUGAAGAUUAUAUGGGAGACAUGGAUUUUAAGUUGGCUGGGACUAGAAAAGGUGUGACAGCACUACAGGCAGACAUCAAGAUACCAGGCCUUCCUCUGAAGAUUGUAAUGGAAGCUGUCCAAGCAGCCACGGAAGCAAAGUCGCGCAUUAUAGACAAAAUGAAUGAGACACUGUCUAAACCAAGAGCACAGAAGAAAGAAAAUUGGCCUGUUUCAGAAAAACUGGAAGUGGCUGUGCAUAAUCGAUCGAAGUUUCUUGGAUUAGGUGGGGCUAAUGUAAAGAGGCUUUUGGUUGAAACAGGUGUGCAGGUUACACAGGUUGAUGAAACAGCAUUCUCCUUAUUUGCUCCAAACCAACAAGCAAUGGAUGAAGCUCGUGAGAUGAUUGACCAGUUCUUGAGCACUGAACGUGAACCAGUCUUGGAGUUUGGUGGCAUAUACACAGCAAAGAUUGUUGAGGUUCGAGACAUAGGAGUUAUGGUACAACUGUACCCAAAUAUGACACCAGCAUUGUUGCACAAUUCACAGUUAGACCAAAGAAAAGUUAAUCAUCCAAGUGCCCUGGGUCUGCAAGUUGGAGAUGAGAUCAGAGUGAAGUACUUUGGAAGAGAUCCUGUAUCUGGUUUAAUGAGACUUUCAAGAAAAGUCUUGCAAAGUCCGGCAACAUCAGUGGUUCACAGUCUGAAUAAAACUUAGAUAAUAUAGUGUGUUCAGGUACUGGAAAACAUUUGUCUGUUGUUUACAGAUGUAUUGUUGUUGACAGAUAUUGAGCUCCUCAUUGGCAUGUGAUAUAAUGUAGACAGAGUGCAAAGAUAUGUAUAUCUUUACAAUUAUUUCAUUUUUAUUAAAUAUUGUCUCUGUGAGCACAAAUUGGACAGUGUACCCAGUGAGGAAAUAUAAUUUCUUAAGAAAUCUUUGUGUAGUUAAUGUAUUUGCCUUUCCAGUGAUAUCUUAAAUGUAACUUUAAGUAGAACUCUCCCGAGAUAAGCAUAAAAACAUGACAAAGACCAUUAACAACUAAAUGCAAUCUUUUGGAGGAGAAAGAGUAAAGAUAAUCCCAAAGUGUGUCACAUUCCCAUUAUUUUAGUACGUCAUAAAAUAACUCGUAGAGCAUACUUAAAAAGAGAAGAGAAACUACUCAUUUGAAAAAGUUGUAAUAGUAUGGUACGUACAACUAUUCAUUCACUAAUCCUUGAGCUGGCACGCUGUUUUUAAGAUGUGUGGGUGUGCGGUGUACUUCAUAUACAUUUAAGGAAUAGCUGUGUUUAUGUUACGAAGGUAAACAUAUAUGAACAAAAUUACAAUUUAAUUCUAGUUUAAUUGAACAACAAUGAAAUAGACUUACAUUAUGUGUGCUAAAUUGCUCUUUAAUUAAGCAAUAAUAAAAUAAAAUUUUGUUA